This is a messenger RNA of Pyrus x bretschneideri (Chinese white pear), 408 nucleotides long. Its product is annotated as DELLA protein GAI-like. The record is from RefSeq and is a predicted model, not a curated record. The coding region runs from base 1 to 408 and encodes 135 amino acids. The transcript has a single exon. NCBI's taxonomy places the organism in Eukaryota, Viridiplantae, Streptophyta, Magnoliopsida, Rosales, Rosaceae.
AUGAAGAGAGAUCACCGCGAAAGCUGUGCAACUGUAACUGCACGUCAAAACAAUUCCAAACCGGAAUACUCAUCACCCCCGUCUUCCACCCUGAAUGGCAAGGCUAAGAUUUGGGAAGAUGACCAAGAUGGGUACAGCGCAGACGGCGACAUGGAUGAGCUGCUUGCCGUUUUGGGGUACAAGGUUCGGUCCGACGACAUGGUCGACGUGGCGGAGAAGCUCGAGCAGCUCGAAAUGGUCAUGGGGUCGGCUCAGGAAGAUGGGAUUUCUCAGCUCUCUGACACCGUCCACUACAACCCGUCGGAUCUCUCCGGGUGGGUCCAGAGCAUGCUCUCUGAGCUCAACACAGGCGACGAUAUACCUCAAUCGACGACCCUCUUCUCGUUCCGGCUCAGUCCUCGUCGAUAA